This is a messenger RNA of Tribolium castaneum (red flour beetle), 6086 nucleotides long. RefSeq names its product Cadherin 89D (gene Cad89D). The record is from RefSeq and is a predicted model, not a curated record. Gene Ontology annotation, cellular component: plasma membrane. The transcript is spliced from 20 exons. Gene Ontology annotation, biological process: homophilic cell-cell adhesion. The coding region runs from base 249 to 5606 and encodes 1785 amino acids. Gene Ontology annotation, molecular function: calcium ion binding. Lineage: Eukaryota; Metazoa; Arthropoda; Insecta; Coleoptera; Tenebrionidae.
GCAGAUAGAUCUAGACAGCGAACGCAUUCACUUGUUUCUUGAAUACCACGUGUUUCAGGUGUUUUGCCGGUUUAUGGCAUCGUAGUAGUUGGUGCAUUGAACUAUACCGUGCGUCCAGCGCGCAACGGAAGAACAUUUUUCAAUUUUUUUUCCUCAAUUUUGAUUUUGUGCAGUGUGGCUAGUGCGACUGAAAAAGGGGACGUUUGCAAGGUUUUUGACGAAAAUCCGGUUCAAAUGAAGCGUCGAAAAUGAUGUUGCGAAGCAUCACACUCCUGGUGAUUGCUCUUCUGCAUUCGGUCAAAGGAUGCCAGUUCUAUCCGCCAGGGGAGUACCUCAGGUUCGUGAGAGUACCGGAAAAUCUCAGGGUUGGGGAGGAGGUGCUGAGAAUCGAGGUUUAUCCCAGGAAUAAUUUGAGUCUAAAACCAGUGGAUAAGGAUGAAGACGUCCAUUACUUCACCUACAGAGAUUUUAAUCGGACCACAGUUUCACUUCUUCUUGCGAGAUCACUCGAGGACCUUGUAGAUUCAGAUAACCCACGAAACGUUCUCAAAUUCAAAGUCUCUUGCGACUACGACGACGGCGAAGAUAUCAUUACAUCCUCUUUGUCGGUGACGGUGUAUGUGGAGGAUGUGAACGACCAUGCGCCCGUUUUCGUCGGUGCACCUUAUCAGCUCGCCGUCGACGAACUCACACCUGUUGGUCUAACGAUCUUCCGCGGAAUCCGCGCCUCGGACCGCGACAAGCCCAACACUCCCAACUCGGACGUCCAAUACGCCAUCAUCUCCGGAAACGAACGUGGCAAAUUCGCCCUGGACAGCAGCCAACAAGCCUUCCUCAUUCUCAAGCGACCGCUCGACUACGAUACGGGCGAUCGCGAAUUUCUUCUAACCAUUGCAGCAUCGGACCGGGGGAUUCCCCCCAGGAGUACCAACACAACGAUUCGGAUCACCGUCAACGACAAUGACGAUCUUAGCCCCAAAUUCACCAAAGGGGUCUACCGGACACGAAUCAACGAAUUCUACCCAAUCACAGGCGAGCGGAUUCACAAGCUCCUCACCUUUGACCCCGCCAUCCACGCCUUCGACCAGGACAUCGCCAUUGAUGCGCCCAUCCGGUACGACAUCAUCGCAGGAAAUGAGCGCCACAUUUUUUCCUUGGACCACGUCAACGGUUCACUCUUCAUCGAGCGCGAGAUCGACAUCGAUUCGGAGCGAUCUCUCCCUGGAAACACCUUUGUCCUGCAAAUCCAAGCAUCACAAGUCGACAAUCCGGCCAAAACUGGUGUGGCAAGAGUGGAAGUCGAGAUAAUGGACUUGAACGAUAAUUUGCCCGAAUUUGAAGUGGACUUUUACAAUAUCAGCAUUGUCGAGAAUCUACCGAACGGUUUCAGUGUCUUGCAAAUCAUUGCAGUUGACCAGGACCAAGGCGACAAUGCUGAGUUCUCCUACCAGUUGGAGGACAACACUGGGGCUUUCACACUCGAUUCGAGGACAGGGUGGCUCACGGUAAGAGACCAGAGUGUCUUGGACCGCGAGAAACGGUCAACUCUCCGAAUGCAAGUCUAUGCCAAAGAAAAAGUUCCUAGUGUUGUCAGCAGCAAACUUGGUGCCUCUGCUGUCAACAUCGAAGUUACUCUCUUGGACGCAAAUGACAAUAACCCGACCUUCAUCCCUAAUAAUCUCUACAAUUUCAUCACAAAUAGCGAUCUUAAGAUCGGUGAUGUCGUUGGUCAAAUCCAUGCAAUUGAUCCAGAUUUGGGACGAAAUGGAAUUGUCACUUAUUCGAUACAAAAAGCUCCAAAUAAUACGGUACCAUUCAAAGUUGACCCAAAAUCGGGCAAAAUUAGUGUUAAUCAGAAGGUGGUAACUCCGGGACGUCAUCUUUUGUUUGUGGAAGCCUCAGACCAGCCCUUAAAUCCGAGCGAACGGCGGUCGUCUCUGGCUGUGGUCACAAUCGAAGUGCAACAGCAAACUGGCAAAGGUACUGUUAAAGGCUUGCCCGACUUUAUCGGAGCCCCUUACGAAUUCUGGGUUGGCGGUAACGUGGGUGUUGGUACCAGUGUGGGCCAAAUUCGCGUCGCUGAUGUCCCAGAUCGUAGAACCAUAAUUUACGAUUUGUUACACAGCUAUCAUGAAGGAGUCCCAUUUGCUGUGGAAGAACGAUCAGGUACUAUCACAGUUGUAGAUAAUUUGGAAAACUACAACCGCCAAAAUUACGAAUUCGAGGCUGUAGUAACAAACGAAAAGGAAAUGACCCUGGUUACGAACGUAACAAUUCAUGUAGUGGACCCCAAAGACGAAAAAACAAUCCUCAUGAAGGCCGGUACCGCCCCAAUUGAGUUCCACGUGAAAGAAAACGCCGGUAAUCUCUUAAUCGGGCGCUUAGGUUUCAAAAACGCCAACUCAAGCGGUCUGGUCUUCUCAAUCGCCAAUCAGAAGGACGUAACUGAGCACAUUUCCAUAACUUCCGACGGUAGUUUAUACACAGUCAAGCCUCUAGACCGUGAAACUCGCGAUGUUUACCGCCUGACAGUCCUGGCAGAGUACAGUAAAGGCGCCAUUACGGGAACAGGCAUCUACCAAGUAACAAUUCACGUGGAUGACGAAAACGACAACAAACCAACCUUCGAACACUCAAAAUACGAAGGCAAAGUGACGGAAAAUUGCAUUUCGGGGACGGAGGUUGACUUAAACUACCUCAUCCACGUCAGUGAUAAAGACACAGGUGAUAACGGCCAGUUUGGAGUGACAAUAUUCGGAAACGGGAGCGAAAAAUUCAGACUGGACCGAAACACCGGCAAGAUUUUUUUCACAAGCGCUGAUAGUCCGCUAGACCGGGAGGAAACUGGCAUUUUUAACUUGCGGUUAGUAGCGAAAGACCAGGGCGGGCUUUACGAUGAGGCUAUUUUGAUAAUUAUGGUCGAGGACGAAAAUGACAAUGCUCCGACUUUCGUCCAGUUUAUCGUCUAUGAGGACAUUGGGGCUGAAGUUGAGGAGUACGACAAGUUGGGUAACCGAAUUGGUCAUUUCGAACAACUUGAGAAUUCUACGAAGGGCACUUACGUGCUCACGCCGGCUUACACACGUGCCAAGAAGGCCAAAAGCAAAAUGUCCCCACUGGUGGUUUUGAAGGAGGACGUCGGUGUUGGUACUCCUGUUAUUAAGCUAGUGGCGGAAGACCGCGAUUUUGGCGAUAACGCUGUUGUUAAGUACGAAAUGGUUUCCGAGACGUACAUUCCGAACGAGUACUCGGCCGAGCCGUUCCAUUUGACGCAGUACUUCAUGGUACAUGCGACCAAUGGCGAGAUAUCCGUUUCAAGGACACUUCCGCCGGAAUCCGAGUUCCGGCUCAAUAUCUCCGCCAGUGACAAAGGCGGUCUCAAGGACCACAUCUCCGUGCGUUUGACCAUCGAAGACGUCAACGACCAUCCGCCAGUCUUCUCCAAAUCCUGGUACAACUUCGACGCAGAGGAAGCUUCCUACUCACGCAACAUCAUCGGAAGGGUCGAAGCUAUUGACGGCGAUUUCGGACCCAAUGCCAACAUCACGUACAAAAUCCAGGAGAAGGACCCGAAAUUACCCUUCGCCAUCACCCCGCAAGGGGGGGUUUUGACCAUCGAUGGGGUCCUGGACCGCGAGACCAAAGACAAGUACAACUUCGUCGUGGUGGCGAAGGAUAAUCCCACAAAAGGCGAAAGUCUGAGUAGUUUCGUCAAUGUGGAGGUUAAUGUCUUGGAUGUCAAUGAUAACCCUCCCAGCUUCUACGGUUAUGACGAUUUGCUCCCAAACCCUGAAUCCAACACUUAUAGCAACCACAACUACCAGGAAGAUAUCCCGGUUUAUUACGCCACGGUGGCGGAGAACAGCCCAAUUGGUACUCCGGUCACCCGGAUAUUCGCCAACGACUCCGAUUUUACCGGAAACGGGAACGGGUUGCUCCUUUUCGACAUUCCGUACAAGAAGAACCGACAGAACUUAUUUACAAUUGAUUCGAAAGAAGGCAUUGUCACGACAAUCGGGAAACUGGACUUUGAGAACCAAAACAUGCACAAUAUUACGAUUGUAGCGUCUGAUUUGGGAUCACCAAGUCUUAGUUCUACUGCUCUUCUUGUCGUAACAGUGAUUGAUGUUCCAGAGGAUUUGCAGUCAAUGGAACAUCCGGUGUUUGCUCACCGCUACUACGAAGUGGAAGUCGAGGAAAACGUUCCAGUGCCUCUCAAAGUCCUGACUUUGAACGUCACAGAAUCUUACAGGUCACACAAACUCAAAUACAGCAUCGUGGCUGAUAAAACCAGUGACGUGCGUAAAACCUUCCGAAUUGACCCUCGGAACGGAACGUUGUACAUUAUCGAAAGUCCAGAUCGAGAGAAAAAAGCUCUUUACGAGCUAAUCAUUCGCUUGGAGCAGUACAAAGUCGGGCGUGACAUGACCGUGAUGGUCUAUCCAGUCACCAACGAGAGACUGGGCAAUCUGGGCUUGAACGAAGUCAAGGUCAUUAUCAGGAUAACCGACGUUAACGACAAUAUCCCCAAAUUCACGAUCACAGGACGUCCCAUAAUCGCCGCAAUCCCCACCACUGCCAGCUAUGGCCACCACAUCGUCCGACUCCAGGCGAAAGACCCGGAUCUGGGCUUGAAUGGAGAAGUUCGCUACCAGAUUCUAGGGCGCGCUGACGAAGCGGCCAGGAGGUUUACCAUCGAUCCGAUUACAGGGCAGGUUCGGGCGAUUGCUAACUUUGCGAGAGAUGCCGGGAAAGUGUACGGAUUUGAUGUUAAAGCCACGGAUCGGAGAGGAGCGGAUGAUGGGAAAUCGUCAAUUGCGAAUGUUUUUGUUUAUGUUUUGGAUGACCAGAAGCAACUUGUCAUGGUCAUGGGGUUGAAGCCGACAGAUGUUGAGAGGCACAUUGAGAAUAUUACGAUGAUUUUGCACAACACCACCGGAUACGACAUCCGAAUUCGUAAAUUAGAACCACACUCUGAACGCAAUCAGAUAGACAACAGCGCUACCGAUAUGUACCUGUAUGCAGUUGAUCCUCUUCUCAACGUUGUGGUCGACAUGGAACAGCUCCAAAAAGUUCUCCAAUUGAGACAGUCUGACAUUGAACACCAACUCCAAGGCCCUAAAGUUCUUGCUGUGGCUAGUGGUGUGUCCGAACGUGGUCAUUCUCGCAACCAACGCGUUAUCCUGUCAUCCCUUGAAGUGGGGGUGGUGGUUUUAGGGUGCGUCGUCUUCAUAGGGGCCCUAGCCACGGCUAUUUGCGUCAUGUGUGCCCGCAGACGCAAGCGAAGGUUGCUUCAGAAAAGCUUCGCCCAGCCUUUGGGCUACACUAUCGGCACUUUGGGCAAACCUAGUCUCUUCCCGGCAAGUUUCGGUGACCUCCACUACGCCGACGGCGGUCACGACAUGGUGCACCACCACCAUGACCGCUCUUGCCAACGCAUGUCCAGCACUAGAAGGACUUUCAGAGAGAGGUCUCGAAGUUCUGGUUGUAUAGAAAAGUCGAUAACGUCUCUUCAUUCCAGUGGGCAAGACUCAGGCAUUGUGGACGCUGGACAUUGUCAAUGUAGGCAAUCGUGUUCUCAGUCGUCGGAAGAGAGCAGCAAGUAGUUACGAAGACUCCUUGCAAUCGGUGCCUCAGAAGCGGACUAGAUCAGCUUCAGUUCGACAAGUUGAGCUCAAUUCCGCCAGAAAUACGCAACAGAGGAGGUCAAGGAAUAGGUCUAUAAGUGAGGACAUUGUCCAAAGUGGGGGGCUGCACAGGAUGCGGUCUUUGGGGCACAUCCCUGCGCCCCCACCUAUGGCUUUUUCGGGGCCUUCGACCCUCCGCAGGUCCUCCGACAGGUUAAUAGUAGGAUAAAUCAAUAUUUCUUAUUUUUAUGACUAGUUACCAUACGUAGAAACUAUUGUGUAAAUAUUACUGUAAAAUUUAAGUUGUAUUUAUUUUGACGAAGAAAUGGCCUAAUGUGCAAUAAAUAUUUUUGUAUAUAUUAAUCUUGUAACUAAUAUAUAAUUACUGUAUAUAUUACUAUUAUAACAACUGGCUUGUAUUAUUUAGUUAAAAUUUGAAUAAAUAGCGAUUUUAGAGAA